This is a messenger RNA of Opisthorchis viverrini, 667 nucleotides long. RefSeq lists its product as hypothetical. Bases 56 to 667 code for a protein of 203 amino acids. Lineage: Eukaryota; Metazoa; Platyhelminthes; Trematoda; Opisthorchiida; Opisthorchiidae. The transcript has 4 exons. Gene Ontology annotation, cellular component: nascent polypeptide-associated complex; cytosol. The record is from RefSeq and is a predicted model, not a curated record.
UGGCGGCUCACUCCCUCUUCUCGUCGUUUUUGUGCCCUUUCUCGCCUGGACAGCCAUGGAUGUUGAGAAGGCACGUUUGGAAAAGUUAGAAAAGUUGCGGAACAUGAGCGACCAGGUCCGCAUAGGCGGCAAGGGUACAGCUCGUCGUAAGAAGAAGGUUAUUCACAAGAACGCUGCUGUCGAUGAUAAGAAGCUACAAAGCACGCUAAAAAAACUGAACCUCAACACCAUACCAACGAUUGAGGAGGUGAAUAUGUAUAAAGCCGAUGGGACUUUAAUACAUUUCAAGAAUCCGAAGGUUCAAGCUUCACCACAAGCCAACGUGUUUGCCGUAUCAGGGCAGGCGGAAACAAAGCCACUCACCGACCUAUUCCCGAACAUGCUCAACCAGCUGGAAUCUGCCAAACUCAGGCUGUCGAAAAUGAGCGUGCUGGCCAAUGUCAAGCAUUCUGAGGUGCCUACACCUUCAGCCGCUCAACCGAACAAUUUGGAAAAAACAUCACCAACGCCAAUGACAUCGGUUGGCCGCCAUUUCUUGCAACGUCUCCACCAAGCACAGGAGGGGUCACGGGAACCCCAUUCUGGAAGGCGUACAACACUAACAAUACCCAAACACUUUGUGGUUUCUUUCACGCCUUUCCGUAAGGUCACGCGCUAUAGCCUGUAG